GACAUUAGAUUGAUGAAGGCCAGGAGCAGAAGUGCGUGUGCGUCUGUGGUCCGUCCGAUCGGGCAUCGGACGGUCCAGAUGGCGCGGGAGGUUAUGGCUGGCGUCUUCGUGCGGCGGCCGCACCACACCCACCCGUUGCGUUGCGGCGGCCUCUCUCUCUCUUUCUCUCCUCUCUCUCUGCGGCUGCGCGGUCUCCACGGCGCGGCGAGGCAGCGGCGGAGGGAUGGUGGGCUCGGCCGCGUACUCCGCGGCGUCGGCCAUCGUCGUGGUGAUGGCCAAGGGCAAGGGGCGGGGCGGCAGAGGCGGCCCCUCUGGCGCCAACAAGGUUUCUGAGCGACGGCCUCCUAGGAUAACUUCCAAUGUGAAGCAGAGCUUGAGGAUUCUAAAAUUUUGGAAGGAUUAUGAAAGGAGGCAAACAAGUGGACCUCAGCCUGCUACUCGGUACCGCAAAAAGAAAGUAAUAAAAGAAGUGCUUCCUGAUGACACAGACUUCUACGAUGAUGCUUCUUCCACUCUUCACUACACAAAUCAGGGUUUGGAAAUUGCUUCCCCGGUUAUUCUUGUGGACGGUUAUAAUGUAUGUGGCUACUGGGGAAAGCUUAAGAAGGACUUCAUGAAUGGAAGGCAAGAGAUUGCAAGACAAAUGCUCAUUGAUGAGCUAGUAUCUUUCAGUGCAGUAAGAGAGAUAAAGGUUGUAGUAGUAUUUGAUGCUGCAGCCUCUGGGCUUUCUACACACAAAGAAACCUAUAAAGGGGUUGAUGUGGUAUAUUCUGGUGACUUGUCUGCUGAUUCUUGGAUUGAGAAGGAGGUUGAAGCUUUGGUGGCAGAUGGAUGCCCGAAAGUCUGGGUUGUAACAUCUGAUGCAUUGGAGCAACAAUUGGCACAUGGAGAAGGUGCUCUUAUUUGGAGCUCUAAAAGAUUGGUCAAAGAGAUAAAAGAAUCAGAAAAGGAGCUUGAUGAAGAGCUGAAGGAAACCAGAUCAACAUCGUUGCAAGGGAAGCUUUUUCAGCACAAGCUGAAACCUAAAGUAGUGCAUGCAUUGAAAGAUCUCCGGAAUAAGCUUGAAGAAGAAGAGCGGAGAAAGAGGUGACUACAGUGUGACUGUAUGACCUAGAGGCAUGAACAAAUGGCUAACAACCGCACCUGGGCAUGAACAAGUUUGUAAAAUGGCUGACAACCUCACUUGCUGCCUUGCAUUGGAUCCGUAGGGCAUUGACAUGAUGUAAGAUAGGAUCUGGUUUUUUGUAAAGACCCCGUUUGGACUUCGUAGAGAGAGGCUUCAAGAGGUUAGGCAUGCUUUUGCAUCAGAACAAUUUUGCAAGCUGCAGAGAAGAAAGGCAUGAACUGUACAACAAUGUAAAUAUCAGCAGAUUCCUCUAAAUCAAGCUCAACUAACGAGAUCUUGGCAGGAGAUCA
Molecule: messenger RNA, 1416 nt
Organism: Oryza sativa Japonica Group (Japanese rice)
Lineage: Eukaryota; Viridiplantae; Streptophyta; Magnoliopsida; Poales; Poaceae
Source: RefSeq, a predicted model, not a curated record